Verticillium alfalfae VaMs.102 is the source of this 468-nucleotide messenger RNA. Its product is annotated as exosome complex exonuclease RRP41. Lineage: Eukaryota; Fungi; Ascomycota; Sordariomycetes; Glomerellales; Plectosphaerellaceae. The record is from RefSeq and is a predicted model, not a curated record. The transcript is spliced from 2 exons. Gene Ontology annotation, biological process: U4 snRNA 3'-end processing; nuclear mRNA surveillance; rRNA catabolic process. The coding region runs from base 1 to 468 and encodes 155 amino acids. Gene Ontology annotation, cellular component: cytoplasmic exosome (RNase complex); nuclear exosome (RNase complex); nucleolus.
AUGCCUCUCGACACCUCGACGUACGGGCUCUCCCUCCUCCGGGUCGACGGCCGGCGGUGGAACGAGCUUCGACGGCUGCAGGCCCAGAUCCGCACGCAGGACGCCGCCGACGGCUCGAGCUACCUCGAAAUCGGCCACACCAAGGUCAUGUGUGUCGUCACGGGCCCGACCGAGCCGCAGCGCCGCGGGCCCGCGGGUGGGCAAUCGAAGGACGCCGCCGUCAACGUGAGCAUUGUCGUUGCGGGCUUCAGCUCGGUCGACAGGAGGAAGUACGGCCGGAAUGACAAGCGCAUCUCCGAACUCGAGGCCACCGUUUCCAAGGCCUUUGCGUCGACGCUGCACACGCACCUCUUCCCGCACAGCUCCAUCUACAUCUCCCUGCACGUACUCUCGCAAGAUGGCUCGCUGCUCGCAGCGCUGCUCAACGCGACGACGCUGGCGCUCGUCGAUGCGGGGCAUUCCCCAUGA